This is a messenger RNA of Paramecium sonneborni, 1071 nucleotides long. NCBI's taxonomy places the organism in Eukaryota, Ciliophora, Oligohymenophorea, Peniculida, Parameciidae. The record is from the annotation of a GenBank genome assembly.
UAAAUAUUAAAUAAAUAAACAAAAUGUUAAGGAUAAUCAUUGCAUCAUUACUUGUAUCAUUAGUAAUUUCUAAUACUACUAAACCAACUAUUGGCAUUUUAACUAAUCCCUCAGAUUUAAAGGAUUAUGAUAAAUCACUCUAUUCUUAUUUCCCUUCUAGUUAUGUGAAAUGGAUUGAAUAAGCUGGAGCUAGAGUCAUACCUAUUCAUUGGGAUAGUUCUUAUGAUGAAUUAACUGUUAUACUUAAUUAAAUUAAUGGAGUCCUCUUUACUGGAGGAGAUGUUGAUUUAUAUUUAAAUAAUACUCAACCAGGAUUCACUUUUAAUAAAUUUACUGAUACAGCAUCAUUCAUAUUUUAAAAAGUUAUUCAAUUUAAUAAAGCUGGUUAAUUCUAUCCUUUAUUAGGUAUAUGUUAAGGCUUUUAAUUAAUUAAUUACAUUGCUUCAUCUUAUUAUGAAGUCUUAACUAGAAUGACUGAUGAUUUAGGACAAUAGAGAUUACUUGAAAUUGUUCCUGAUGAAGAAUCUUUUGUUUUGAAAUCCAUUGAUUCAAUCACAUUAGAUUAUCUUCAAAAUAUUGGUAUCUAUAAUUAUUAUAAUAGAUGGACCAUAUUAUUCUCAUAAUUGGGGAGUAGUAUAAUAAACAUAUGAAAAAGCAUAUUCUUUAGGGGCAUUCUUUAAAAUCACUGCUUUUAGUAGAGAUGGAAUAGAUUUAAAAUAUAUUGCUAUAUGUGAGGCUAGAGAUUUCCCUAUUUAUGGUUAUCAAUUCCAUCCAGAAAAACAUCAAUUUGAAUGGAAAACUAAAGCAACUCAUGAUGUCUAACAUAUUACCUAUUCUUAAUAAUUAGCCAUGGAUUUCAUUGCUAUGUCUAGAAAAAAUGAUCAUUCAAUCUCAGAUGAACAAUUAGCCUCACUUAUCAUCUAUAAUUUUAAAUAAAUCAAUCGAAUGGAAGUUAGUUCUACUAGUUUUUCUUAAGUAUAUUUAUUUGAUAGAAUUCGUAAUGAAACCAAAACUGAUCAAUAAAAAUUAGGCAUUAAUUAGAAUAUCAAAUUCUUUCAGAAACAUUAUUGA